CGCUUUUUUUUCGCCUUCCGCUUUUAUAACAAUGAAGGAUGUUUAUCAUCCGCCAUUGAAGGAAGCUUCAAAGGCUACAACGUACCGCUCCAUGUUGCCAUUGAAGUAAGCUUCACCAUCGUUGACGACCUUUCUCCACUCCAAGUCUCCAUUAGUUGCCCCUGCUUUUUUCCUCUACUUCCUUAGGUCUGCAACUUCUUCCCUCUGCUAUUGAAGCAAGGUGCUGCGAGGUAUCUCUUAACACCAGAUUAAUAAUGUUGAAGAUUUCAACUCCAAAAACAGCAAAAUCCAAACGAGUGCUUGAAAAGCGUGCUCCCAAGCUUGUUGAGAAUGGGAAGAAAACACUGAUACUACAAGGAACCAAGACCAGCAAUAUAUUAAAUUCUGUUUUGACUGAAAUUUAUCAUCUGAAGAGGGGCAGUGCGGUUAGGUUCACCCGUAAGAAUGAGAAUAUCAGGCCCUUUGAGAGUGGCGGAGAAACUUCUUUGGAGUUCUUUUCACUUAAAACUGAUUGCAGUCUCUUUGUGUUUGGUUCCCACUCAAAGAAACGCCCCAAUAAUCUAGUUAUAGGGCGGACUUAUGAUCAUCACAUUUAUGAUCUUGUUGAGGUUGGAGUGGAGAAUUUCAAAACCAUGGACUCCUUUUCAUAUGACAAGAAAAUAGCUCCCCAUGUGGGGUCAAAACCUUUCUUUGCUUUUAUUGGAGAAGGUUUUGAAAGCAUAGAAGAGCUGAAACAUUUGAAGGAAGUUUUGCUCGACUUAUUCAGGGGAGAGGUUGUAGAGAAUUUAAACCUUGCUGGGGUAGACCGGGUAUAUGUUUGUACCGCUGUAUCCUCAAAUAGAGUGUUCUUCACACACUGUGCACUAAGGUUAAAAAGGUCAGGCACAAUUGUUCCAAGGAUGGAGCUGGUGGAAGUGGGCCCAUCCAUGGAUUUAGUAAUUCGGCGGCAUCGUCUUCCCAACGACAGCCUAAGGAAAGAAGCCAUGAAAACUGCUGCUGAAAAGCCUAAGAAAAAGGAGAAAAAUGUUAGCCGUGAUGCAAUACAAGGAAAAAUUGGGAAGAUAUACAUUCCAGAUCAAAAGGUUGGUGGUAUGUCACUAUCAAAUAAGGUUAAGGGGCUAAAAAGGGAACGCCGUGAGGCCAAGAUGAAGAAUGGUGCAGAUGAUCAUAGAUCAAAGAAGCAGAAGUCAGAUUCUAAUUAAUUGUGAUUUCACUUUGUUGCAUCUUUAGGAUAUAGUUGUCACUCAUUGCAUGUUUCUGUUUGGUGAAAUGAAGAAUAAUUUAGAUAAACCAUCUCCAAGAGCUGCAAAAUUUCUGAAGUUAGUUUCAAUUCAUUUUAUUCAUGACUAUCAGUCAUUUUUAGUUUA
Molecule: messenger RNA, 1367 nt
Organism: Nelumbo nucifera (sacred lotus)
Lineage: Eukaryota; Viridiplantae; Streptophyta; Magnoliopsida; Proteales; Nelumbonaceae
Product: ribosome production factor 2 homolog
Biological process (GO): maturation of LSU-rRNA from tricistronic rRNA transcript (SSU-rRNA, 5.8S rRNA, LSU-rRNA); ribosomal large subunit assembly
Cellular component (GO): nucleolus
Molecular function (GO): rRNA binding
Source: RefSeq, a predicted model, not a curated record